This is a messenger RNA of Nerophis ophidion (straightnose pipefish), 2304 nucleotides long. RefSeq names its product LIM homeobox transcription factor 1, alpha-like (gene lmx1al). Gene Ontology annotation, cellular component: nucleus. Gene Ontology annotation, molecular function: DNA-binding transcription factor activity, RNA polymerase II-specific; RNA polymerase II transcription regulatory region sequence-specific DNA binding. The transcript has 8 exons. NCBI's taxonomy places the organism in Eukaryota, Metazoa, Chordata, Actinopteri, Syngnathiformes, Syngnathidae. Bases 27 to 1157 code for a protein of 376 amino acids. Gene Ontology annotation, biological process: regulation of transcription by RNA polymerase II; neuron differentiation. The record is from RefSeq and is a predicted model, not a curated record.
AGCACACUGAGGCGAGAAAAGAAGGCAUGAAAACGGAGGAGAGUCCACAGUCGUGUCUGCAACAACCUCCGUCUUCCACACCUUUUGUUGGUCCAGAGUACCCGGGCGGCGGCGCAGGGGACGUGUGCGCGGGGGAAGUGUGCGCAGGUUGCGACUCUCCCAUCGCCGACCGCUUCCUGCUGCGCGUCAACGAGCGCUCCUGGCACGAGACGUGCGUGAAGUGCGCCGUGUGUCUGAGCGCGCUCACCGGGACCUGCUACUGCCGGGACCGCCUGCUCUACUGCAAGCCCGACUAUGAGAAGCUGUUUGUGAGGAAGUGCAGCGCCUGCCUGCAGGGGAUCGGCCGCUCGGAGCUGAUCAUGCGCGUGCUGGGCCAGGUGUACCACCUGGGCUGCUUCAGCUGCUGCGAGUGCGAGCGCCGGCUGCAGCGGGGCGACGAGUUUGUGCUGAAGGAAGGCCAGCUGCUGUGCCGCAUGGACUACGAGAAGGAGAGGGAGAUGCUGGCCGCCAUCAGCCCAGCACCCACCGAAUCAGUCAAAAGCGAGGACGAGGACGGCGGCGGCGUGGGCUCGGGCGGGGGCAAAGGUGGCGACGAAGGCAAGGAGCACAAGCGCUCGAAGCGGCCGCGCACCAUCUUGACCACGCAGCAGCGCCGCGCUUUCAAGGCCUCCUUCGAGGUGUCCGCCAAACCCUGCCGUAAAGUGAGGGAGACGCUGGCGGCCGAGACCGGGCUCACGGUGCGGGUUGUGCAGGUGUGGUUUCAAAACCAGAGGGCCAAGAUGAAGAAGAUCGCCCGCAGGCAGCAGCAGCAGCAACAGCAGCAGCAGGAACAGGAACAGCUGGAUGGCUCCAGCAGUCAUGGCAUGGACGGCAUGCUGGGGUACGCUCCCCUGCCCAGACAGCAGCUCCUCACCUUGGACCCCAACAUCUAUGGAGGGGAGCCAUUCAGACACGGCCUUACUCCGCCCCAGCUGAACAACGAGGGGCUCCAUCCCUAUGACUCCGAGGCGGUGUUCCACGACCUGGACAGCGACGGAAGCCUGGGUCACCUGGGCGACUGUCUCCUGGCCAGCGGGGAGGGCGGCCUCCUGGCGGGGCGAGUGGGGAACCCCAUCGACCGGCUCUACUCCAUGCAAAACUCCUAUUUCACCUCCUGACCUCCACCAAGUGCCCGCCUGCAACACCUCACACAUGCAGCUGGCGGACGUGUGUCCCUCGACAUGCCUGACGGGAAAGAAAAAAACAAGACCCGACCAAAGUCAAGGAGAGAUUAGUUGCCCUCGUCCCCUCCUGGACCACGACCCAACUUUGCUGGAACCAGAGACGCUUUUCUUUUGACCUGUGGAAGAAAACGUUGCACUUUCAAGAAGACACGCCAAACAUGCAGAUUCAUAAAAACAACAUAGAUGAUCUUUGAUUAGUGUUUUUGCAGGUAGGGCCUCGUAUAGAGGAUCUUUGAGUUAGGCAGAAAAUUGUAAAAAACAGAAGAGUUCUCCUGUCAUAUAAAAUAUAUUUGAUUAACGUUAUUGACAGGUUGUAAAAACAGCAGAGCGCUCCUGUCGUCUAAAGGAUCUUUGAUUCGUGUUAUUGGCAGAUUUUUUGAAAACAGCAGAGCGCUCCUGUCGUCUAAAGGAUCUCCGAUUUGUGUUACUGGCAGGUUUUUGAAAACAGCUGAGCGCUCUUGUCGUUUAAAGAAUCUUUGACUCGCAUUAUUGGCAGGUUUUUGAAAACAGCUGAGCGCUAGUGUUGUCUAAACAAUCUUUGAUUCGCGUUAUUGGCAGAUUUUUUAAAACAACAGAGCGCUCCUGUCGUCUAAACAAUCUUUGAUUCACGUUAUUGGCAGAUUUUUGAAAACAGCAGAGCGCUCCUGUCGCUUAAAGGAUCUUUGACUCGCGUUAUUGGCAGGUUUUUGAAAACAGCAGACCGCUCCUGUCGUUUAAAGGAUCUUUGACUUGCGUUAUUGGCAGAUUUUUUAAAACAACAGAGCGCUCCUGUCGUCUAAACAAUCUUUGAUUCACGUUAUUGGCAGAUUUUUGAAAACAGCAGAGCGCUCCUGUCGCUUAAAGGAUCUUUGACUCGCGUUAUUGGCAGGUUUUUGAAAACAGCAGAGCGCUCCUGUCGUUUAAAGGAUCUUUGACUUGCGUUAUUGGCAGAUUUUUUAAAACAACAGAGCGCUCCUGUCGUGUAAACAAUCUUUGAUUCACGUUAUUGGCAGAUUUUUGAAAACAGCAGAGUGCUCCUGUCGUCUAAAGGAUCUCCGACGAGCAUUAUUGGCAGGUUUUUGAAAACAACAGAGUGCUCCUG